This is a messenger RNA of Elgaria multicarinata webbii, 1384 nucleotides long. Its product is annotated as GTPase IMAP family member 2-like. The transcript has 4 exons. Lineage: Eukaryota; Metazoa; Chordata; Lepidosauria; Squamata; Anguidae. Gene Ontology annotation, molecular function: GTP binding. The coding region runs from base 177 to 1070 and encodes 297 amino acids. The record is from RefSeq and is a predicted model, not a curated record.
CAGCCUGCACUUUCAGUGUUACUUUCUUUAAGACAGGAAGUUCAAAGGGAAGGUCUGCCCCUUGUUCUCUGUACAAUGCUGCCUCCUCCGUUUCUUUUUCAUAGCACCGUCUACCUCUCAAAGCAGCUGCGUUGAGGCUGACAGAUCAGAUCCGCUGAAGCUGGAGCCAGUUCUCAAUGCUCAAGUUCUUCCCAACGCUGAGGAAGCCGCCGCCCUGUGACAAAUCCCUAGAGGGUGUUGUUUGGCAAGAAAUGACCUAUCAGUCACUUUUGGAAUCUUCAUGGGAAGUGAUGGACGGGACCAGAUAUGGGGGAGAAUCCGAACUCAGGAUCAUCCUCGUCGGUAAGACGGGAGGCGGGAAGAGUGCCGCAGGGAACACCAUCCUUGGCCGGAAGGAGUUUGAGUCCGUACUGGAGGCAAAGACAACAACCCUUAGGUGCCAGAAAGGUCAGGGCAGCUGGAACGGCCGGGAGGUUUCCGUGAUUGACACGCCAGACAUUUUUGCUUUCGGAGCCUCCAAUGAGAUAUUGUGCCGUGAGAUCAGGCACUGCAUCGACCUCUCCAGGCCCGGCCCUCAUGCGCUGGUGUUCGUGACCCAGGUGGGCCGCUUCACUGCGGAAGACGAGGCGGCGGCGAAGCACGUCCAGGAUGUGUUUGGAACGGAGGCCCCCAAGCACAUGAUCGUCUUGUUCACCCGCAAAGAAGAUUUGGCCGGGGAACCCUUGCAGGAUUUCGUGAAGUGGUCGAAUAAUAAAGCUCUCCUAGAACUGGGUCAGAAAUGUGGGAAUCGCUUCUGUGCUUUCAACAACAGGGCAGCUGGAGCAGAACGGGACGGGCAGGUUGCUGAGCUGAUGGAAGUGGUCCAGAAAAUGCUUCAGGAGAAUAGAGGAAGCCAUUACGUCAAUGAGCUAUACUUGGAGACUAACUUAAGGAAUGACAAAAUCAUGUCUUACGUGGCAGAGAACAGAAGAAAGGCAAAGGCCGCCUGGGUUUGGAAUAACAGAUGGCUACUUGCCGGGACUCUUCUCGUUCUUGUGAUUGUGGCUAUUCUGAUUUACUUUUCUUCAUAGGGUUUUAUGAAGCAUUUUAACAGUCUCUCAACUUAAUUUUAACUUUGCUGUUUGAAAUUUGUAUUUUAAAUCUGUAUUAAUUUCUGCAUUGCUGCUUGAUUUUAUUCUGGCUGUGUUUAUAUAUUGCAUUUCAUGUUAUGCUUUUAAACUGUUUGUUUUAUAUUUUGAAUGGUUUUGGGUUUUAUGAACCACCCAGAGAACUUUGGCUAUUGGGUGGUAUAAAAAUGCAAUAAAUAAAUAAAAAUAAUAAAAUAAAAUAAAUAAAGACUGAUUACGGGGCACAUCAGAUAAGGUAUCAGCCUCAGCUUCCAAUU